AACCAGUGAAGGAGGCACUGGCAGCCCCAGCUCCUCAGACAGAGAAAAAAGAAAAAUCCCCACUUUGCAUCUGCAACUGGUCAGCGGACCUUGCUUUACAGGCAGAGGGCUGCAUUUAUUACUCACCAGAAGUUUCCCCCAGAAGCUCUCCCCAGCUGCCCGUGGCCAGGCUUCCCGGAGCAGACAGACAAUGCAGGGAAACAAGAAGUGCACGGACGGGUUCAGUGACACCUCAAGCAUCGGGAGUGUGCUGGACGACGCGGACCGCGAGGUGAGCACCCUCACGGACAGGGCGUUCCGGAGCUUGUGCAUCUCGGAGGACAUGUCCUUCAAUGACCCUGACCUGGCCAGGUCCCCAGAUAUCACCCACCAGGUGACAGGGAGUCUCCACCGGGGAACCGUGAGCCAUGCCCACCGGAAAAGUGGCAUCUGGAGUCAGCUUCCGUCUCAGGGCACGGAGCAUGCCGGCUGGGCGGCCACGGUCCAGCAGUUGCCCAAGUACGUCCAAGGAGAGGGAAAGUACCCCAAAGGCAGCCCCCCGCCAACGCCGGUCCAGAGGAGACUGGAGGCACAGGUGUCCGGCCUGAGAGGCGGCAACAAGCCCACUUCCAAAGUGUCAUCGCUAAUUAAAUCUUUCGACAGCACAGAGAGCCAGUGCUGUGACAGCAGGCCCACCACCAGCAAGCCCCCGGCUCUGAAACAUCCGCCCAAAUUCGCUCCUCUUCCAGAAAGCGGGGUCAACUUCUGCUUUGACUCAGCCUUUUUAACCGUCAGGCGGGUGCCUGCCGAGGUCUCCAACCCCCUUCAGGCCGGCAGGGAGCACGGGGAGCAGGAGUCCCCCGAGAACCCAGAAACGGCGUGCCGCCACUCCAGAAGCUUCCUCCCAACGCCCAACAAGGCCUCCGGUUCCCUUGAGCCAAGGUUCCUCUCUCCUCCCACCGGGCCAGCCCAGGGCGAGCCGGGAAGGGGUCAGGAGUGGAUGCGGAAAGGCACGUUCCUUCACAGCGAGAACAGCGCCUUUCAGUCUUGGAAAGUCCACCAACCAAGGCUGUCGGAAAGAAGGGACUCCGGCGAGACGGGCCCAGAAAGCAAAGCUCCCCGACGCCACGGGGAAACCCACCCAGCGGAGGGCAACGUCUCUCCCAGCCAAGGCCGGGCCAGCUGCAGCCAGGAGGAGACCUGGCCGGCUGCGGGGGCUCUCUCUACAUCGGGGUCCUGGGAGCCGAGGGACGCUGGAGCCCCGGUGUCUGCCAUGGAGGGGAACGCUCCAGGCUCACAACCUGACCCUCCGGUGAAGAUGACCCAGCCACCAUGGAGGAAACCAAAGCCUGGCAAGGGAAGGAGAGAACAUCUCCGAGAGGCUCCAGAAGAAAAGCAGCCAAUCCCCAGGGGGGGUCCAGCUUUGUGUAGGAAGCAGAAUCCCCCAGGACAGUUUCCAGAAAGCAACGUUCUUGACGUGCCCAUGGACCCCAAGUUGUGUUAUGACCCUCCUUUCAACAUCAGCAAGCUUCUGACGCCCGUCAUACCCACCAAGUCCGCCCUGGACUCGUCGGAUGGCCAGCCAGUGGAGGCAACCCCAUCCCCCCCAGGACAGCCCAAUGGGUACCAGGAGAAGGAGCCCGGCGAGUGCCAAUCCCGGGACAGCUACAAGUCCAAAGCCUCCAGCCUGCUGUUCAGCCUCAAGGAUGUGCGGAAAUGUGUCAAAAGCACCUAUAGCCCCUCGCCCCUCUCCAGAGGCCCCGAUGAGAAAACCAGGGGUAAGGUUGAUGGCAAGCAGGAAACGGUUAGCAAUGGAGUCCCCUUUCCCAACGGGCUGGAGGAGAACCCCCUGAAUGAGCUUUCGGAGGAGAAACCACCUGGUGCCCCUCCUGGGUCAUUUGUUGGUAUGCAGAAGGACCCUAAAACCGAUGCCAGCUCGUCCUCUGCAGGUGACCACCUAACUUGUAGCUCACCUCCAGCUAUCACCUUCUGUGUCAAUGGGGAGCCCAUUGAGAUGAACAGUUACGAGAAGGACAAUGCCAACAGAGACCCGGAAAUCAGUCCCACCGGCUCAGGGUGGUGUCCAGACUCUGGUGGACACUCUCUCCGGAAGCGUCUGUCCCUGAAGCUCUGUGGCCAAGAGCCUGAGGUCAGCAACGCUACAGAGGUGCCAAGGGGCCCCUGGCUGGAGAACGGGUUCUCCAGAUCCGUCUCCCAGGAGAUGGAACCCGAGCGCGAGGCAGGGCUCCAGAACCGCAACUUCAACCAGAAAGUCUCUCCGGGGCCCCUCUCCCCAGAGGAGGAAGACGUGUUUUACAGUGACAGCCAGUCCGAUUUUAUCCCAGGCCUCAAAAUGAAGACCAAAUUCAGCACCAGCUCUUCCGAUCAAUCCUUUGCUUCAUUCGAUGAUCAGCAGAAGACAUGGUUUACCGAGAGCCAGCGGGAAGGCAGGAGGGCUGCCACGAGUGCAGACGAGAGUCAGAAGGAUGAGAAGGAGGAAGCGAUGGGGAAAGAUGCUCUAGGUGAUGGGCGCACAUGCGUGGAAGAGAAAGGCGAAGGUGAAAGGCCUCCAAGAGCGGGAGAAGGUCUGUCUGUAGGUCGUCGAAUGAAGUCUUGUGCAGAGGAAGCUCAUUUCAGAGGCACGUGGAGUGGGGGAAGCCAGGAUACAGCCCUUUCGCAGGCCAAAGAGCUCCCCACCUCACCAUCAUCCACGUCAAACAAGCUCAUCUUGUUUGCCAUUAAAGACAACACCCUCAGGGCCACCCCUGUGAUCAAACCCAUCAUGCUGCCCCUCCUGAGGACCCUGUCAUCUGAGGACUCGCCCGGAGGUGGCCACAAAGAAGAGUCGUUGCCGAGGCCCAGCGAGAAUGCCAGCUUCUAUCCCCCAGAGAGCCACGAAAGUCCCUGCUCCCUGACACCCAGCCAUCUCCUGCCUGCCAGCGGGCAGGGCGCACAGUGGAGGCACACAGCCUGCAGGGACGCGGAGGCCACAGCCAGGAGGGGACCCUUUCAGCCAGCCACAAAGGGGACGCUGCUGUCUCCUCCGCUGGCAGGCGACGGGGAGAGCAUGGGUGCAGGGAAGGAUGGCCAGAGGAGGUCCACACACGAGGGGAAGCCCGCCACUCCCAGGCACAUCCCCACGAUUGCUUUACCCGAAGGAGACGGGGAAGAUGAGCCAGGCCCACACCAGCCAGGGCCGGGUCGGGAAGAGCAGAUGCAGAGUUCCCAGAAUCACUUUUUGUCUGUACCCAGAGCAGGGCCCCCGGGGAGAAGGCCAGUGGGGAGACGGCCGGUCCCUGGAGAGAUGGCGGCUUCCCCAGACCCCAGCUCUCCGGAAGAGAGCGAGGCCUACUCCCCUGCCACCAGUGGUGUCUGGGACGAUGUUUCCCAGGUCCCCGGGGAACUGGGGUGGCUGCCAGAAGAGGGAACCCCUGCCAGCUCCUGGGCCAGCCACGGCCCUGCCCAAACCACCAAGAGGGAGCUCCUGACGCACGCCCUGGUGUGGGAGGCAGGGGACCCCCAACUCGAGGCGGCGGCGGAGGACCUCCGGGCACUGUCCCCUAGAGGCUCGUUGCCAGAUGCGGUUACCAGCUCAGCGGGCCUCCCUGAGAAAGCGGAAGCAGCCCCCGUCCAGCCAGAGAGGGCAGCGGGCAAACCGCCGGUGGUGCCACCCAAAACCGAAAAGGCCCUGCGGCGGGCCAAGAAGCUGGCCAACAAGAGGAGAAAGACGGCCCAGAUGCAAGAGAGAGACAGCGAGCCCCGGGGGGAACGGCUUCCCCUCCAGGACUCAGAGUGGACGGAGCCCAGGCCGCAGUCCCCUGGAGAGAUACCCCUACCCAACUUCCCCGUGGUCCGUGCCCUGCCCCCUUCUGCACACCGCCACUCCGUGUCCGGCUUCUCUGAGCUCGUUAGGAGGUGGCCGGGGGAGCCCCCAUCAGCCACGCCCCUGCCCCCUUACCCUGCCACUCAGAAGGUCCUCCAAGACCCCCAGUCUGGGGAGUACUUCAUCUUUGAUCUGCCGGUCCAGGUGAAAAUCAAGACCUUCUACGACCCAGACACGGGCAAAUAUGUCAAGGUCUCCAUCCCGUCCUUGGAGGGGGACUCCUCUGAACCCCCCUCCCAAGAUGAGCUUGCUGCUGCCUGCACGCUGUACCCUACUUUCCAGCCCUUGCCCGUGACAUCCCUGAUGCUCCCGAGGUGCUCCUCUCAGCUCUCAGCCCCCACCUUUCCAAGGCAGGGUCCUCACAUCCCCCGGGUGGGUGGCAGCCAUCAGAGCCUCCACGACACCGAUGCCAGGCAGCGGGCCCCAUGGCCGUACGGUGAUGGCGCCCAGCACUCUGCAAGCCAGAAACCCGACGGGCUUCCCCAGAGCCCGGAAAAGGAGGAAGGAGAAGCACCAAGCCUGGAGAUCAUCUCCACCGACGACUUAGAGGACUUCGCCACGGAAGGCAUCUCUUGAAAAUUUAAGCAGAAAAGCCCCCCUCCCCGAUGAACCCAUAAGAGCUUACGUCCCCCCUACCCCAGAAUAAAGACUGUCUUACACACACACACAUGCACGCACACACGUACGCACACAGACAUAUGUAGCCAUCCCCACAUGGUAAGCUAUUUGGGAACCCCACAGUUCAAAAGGACUUGAGGGGUUUGAGAA
This is a messenger RNA of Choloepus didactylus (southern two-toed sloth), 4630 nucleotides long. It is a transcript of the gene C15H10orf71, whose product is annotated as chromosome 15 C10orf71 homolog. Gene Ontology annotation, cellular component: Z disc. Bases 191 to 4438 code for a protein of 1415 amino acids. The record is from RefSeq and is a predicted model, not a curated record. Gene Ontology annotation, biological process: positive regulation of calcineurin-NFAT signaling cascade. The transcript has 2 exons. Lineage: Eukaryota; Metazoa; Chordata; Mammalia; Pilosa; Megalonychidae.